Passer montanus (Eurasian tree sparrow) is the source of this 1608-nucleotide messenger RNA. RefSeq names its product pyridoxamine 5'-phosphate oxidase (gene PNPO). Gene Ontology annotation, biological process: pyridoxal 5'-phosphate biosynthetic process; pyridoxine biosynthetic process. The transcript has 6 exons. The record is from RefSeq and is a predicted model, not a curated record. Gene Ontology annotation, molecular function: pyridoxamine phosphate oxidase activity; FMN binding. Bases 11 to 997 code for a protein of 328 amino acids. NCBI's taxonomy places the organism in Eukaryota, Metazoa, Chordata, Aves, Passeriformes, Passeridae.
ACGGGGGGACAUGGGGACACCGGGACAACGAGGUGGGGACCGGGGGGACAGGGGGACACGGGGACACCGGGACAACGAGGUGGGGACCGGGGGGACAUCCGGGGCUCCUGGCACGGGGAACCCCGGGAGGAGCCCCCAAGGCCCGGAGACCCCCCCGCUCCCCUCCCACGCGGCCGUGUCCCCAAGCCCCGGGGACACCCCGGACAGGGCGACACCCCCGGGCUGUCCCCAAGCCCCGGCGUGUCCCCGCUUUCCCCUCGCUGUCCCCGCUCUGUCCCCUGCGCUGGCCGUGCCCCCGAGCGCGGUGUCCCCGGUGUCCCCUGACCCCCGGUGUCCCCCGUCCCCCCCCCAGGCGUUCGAGGAGUGUCACCUGGUGUCCCUGGAGCCCCUGGAGCAGUUCCGGGCCUGGCUGCAGGAGGCGCUGCAGUGCCCGGACAUCGCCGAGCCCAACGCCAUGUGCCUGGCCACCUGCUCCAGGGACGGGCGGCCCUCGGCGCGCAUGGUGCUGCUGAAGGGGCUGGGGCCGGACGGGCUGCGCUUCUUCAGCAACUACGAGAGCAGGAAGGGCCGGGAGCUGGACUCCAACCCCUUCGCCUCCGUCGUCUUCUACUGGGAGCCGCUCUGCCGGCAGGUGCGGAUCGAGGGCUCCGUGCGCCGCCUGCCCGCCGAGGAAUCCGAGCGCUAUUUCCAGUCGCGGCCCCGGGGCAGCCAGAUCGGGGCCCUGGUGAGCAGGCAGAGCUCCGUCAUCCCCGACCGCGAGUUCCUGCGCAGGAAGAACGCGGAGCUGGAGGAGCUGUACCGGGACAGGGCCGUGCCCAGGCCGGACUACUGGGGCGCGUACCUGCUGGAGCCGGAGGCGGUGGAGUUCUGGCAGGGCCAAUCGAACCGGCUGCACGACCGGAUCGCGUUCCGCCGCCAGCGGGACCGCGCGGCGCCGCUCGGGGCCAUGACCCACCGCGGCCACGGCGACUGGGUCUACGAGCGCCUGUCGCCCUGAGCCCGGGGUGUCCCCGGGGUGUCCCCGGAGUGUCCCCAGGGUGGCCCCGGGGUGGCCCCGGGGUGGCCCCGGGGUGGCCCCGGGGUGUCCCCAAGUGUCGCAGCCGCCCCGCCCUGUCCUUGCUGUGCGCUGGGAGCGGCUCCAGAGCCGCUCUCGCCCCGCUGCGUCCCCAAAUCUGCCUGCAGCCGCUCCCGGUGGUUAAUUAAUCGUGUUAAUGAUCGUGCAGCGUCCGGCUGUGACCCCCGCUGUCCCUGUCCCCCGUCCCUGUCCUCGCUGUGUGCUGGGGAGCGGCUCUGGAGCCGCCCUCGCCCUGCUGCGUCCCCAAAUCCUUCUCCAAUUACUCCCGGUGGUUAAUUAAUCGUGUUAAUGAUCGUGCAGGGUCCGGCUGUGACCCCAGUGACCCCCCUGUCGCUGUCCUUGUCCCGGCACUGCCACUCUCUCUCCAUGCUUUAGCUAUUAUUCCCAGCUCGUUACGGCAGCUGUUUAAUUAACUUAAACCGUGUCGUGGCCCGUGCCAGGGCCGUGGGACCCCAGCCCUCAGCCCGCCCCCCCUCCGGCAGCUGGGAAGGAAUAAACCCUGAAAAGAAUAAACCCUCUGAAAAGAAUAAACC